UUUCACCGGUGGUGGUAGCUUUCCUACUCCGACACGGCUAAAAAUAUGCAAAUCCCUAACCCUAGACACGGCCAUGGUUAAUAAAACUCAUCACUUUCUUCUACUUCUCUCUCCUCUAAGCUAAACCCGAGCCUCCAAAGAUCUUUCCCCGUUGGUCGAAAAAACCAGAUGGGUGACAGCGAAGAUGAAACAGGGUACCCAAAAAAGUUUUACUCUUUGAAUCGACAGAGUCAUCCUAUGUAUAGUAGACCCAUUCCUAAGCGUCACGCGUAUUACCAUGAAGAAGAAGAUGAACAAGAAGAAGAUGAGGUCGAAGGAGACGAUGAGGAGCCACAAGGAGGAGGAGGAGGUUACAGUCGUGGGAAUGAGAGGUUUCAGAAGAGGCAGAAACCAAACAAACCUGCGGUUUCUGGGUAUGAUUUUGCUGGACCAAGUGAUGGGAAAGUUAAGUAUGAUUGGAGAGAGCAAGAAGCGUUUGUGUUGCUUGAAGUUUGGGGAGAUAGGUUUUUGCAAUUGGGUAGGAGGAGUUUGAGGAACGAAGAUUGGAAUGAAGUAGCUGAGAAAGUGUGUGAAGAGCUUAGGAUGGAGAAAUCUGAGACUCAAUGUAGGAGAAUGAUUGAUAACUUGAAGAGGAAGUAUAGGAAAGAGAAGAUUAAGGUCGAGAAAUCGGGUUUAGGUUCGAGUAAAUGGGCGUUUUUUAAUAAGUUGGAUAUGUUGCUCUGUGUUUCGCCUAAGUCGGAUUUAGGUUUAGCUUGUGGUGUUGAUUCAGGUGAGUUUGUGUUUAUGAACACAAAGGUUUAUUUGGAUAAAUCAAACGGGUUUGAUGAGAUGAUGGAUAGUCCUGGUGAUUCAGAAGAGGAGGAGGAUGAUGAAGAAGAGGUUGAUUACGAGAGGAAGAAGUUUAAUGACGCUGCUUCGUAUAAGAUGUUGGCGGAUUCCGUUGAGAAGUUUGGGAAGAUUUAUGAGAAGAUGGAGAAGAGUAAGAAAGAGCAAAUGAAGGAGUUGGAGAAGAUGAGAGCUGAUUUUCAGAAAGAUUUGGAGUUGCAGAAGAAACAGAUUGUGGAUAGAGCUCAGAGUGAGAUUGCUAGGCUACGUGAAGAGGAAGAGAACAAUCAUGGUGAUGGUGAUGCUGGUGAUGAUGAGAGUGAAGAUGAGGAAAUGGAGAAUGAUUCUGAUGUUAACCUCAGUGAUGAAUAAGUUAUAAAACUUUGUAGGCUGUGUUGUUAUAGAUAUGCAAAAAAGGGAGUUCUGUUUUUUUCGUUUUGGAGAAUUCAGAAUUUGAUUAUUUUUUGUAAUUUGUGUUUGGUCGUUGAAACUUUAUUAGUUAAGGUUACUUGCAUUAAUAUAUUUCCUUGUUAAGAACU
Capsella rubella is the source of this 1364-nucleotide messenger RNA. Its product is annotated as trihelix transcription factor ASIL2. Gene Ontology annotation, cellular component: nucleus. The transcript has 2 exons. The record is from RefSeq and is a predicted model, not a curated record. Gene Ontology annotation, molecular function: transcription cis-regulatory region binding. Lineage: Eukaryota; Viridiplantae; Streptophyta; Magnoliopsida; Brassicales; Brassicaceae. The coding region runs from base 169 to 1197 and encodes 342 amino acids.